AUGGUUUGCGAUACGUUGGUGCAUCACCCUUCUUUAAAUAAAUUGGUUACUUUUUUGGAAACUGUAAACGGUAGGGAAAAAUCGUUAAGACUAUUACAAUAUCUAUUUAGCUUUAUUUUAUCUAACAAAAAUUUGAAUCUAAUUUUGAAUAUCAAGAAAAAUGUGUUAUUAUACAAGAACUUACAAGCACAAAUUGGAAUCGUUAGGAAAUUUUUGAGAUUUUUAAAGCCAAUUUCAAUUUUACAAUCUUUAAUUAAACUGUAUAAUAAGAGAAACGGCUCUUUACACAUUGAUUUCAUACUAACUUUUUAUAAAAAUUUAUUCAAUUGUUUAUAUUUAACAUUCGAUCAAUUAAAUUUAUUAAGAAUAUUGAAUGUUUUACCAAAAAAUGAGUUCACGGUAAAGAGAUUACCAAAAAUAACAAAUUAUUUUUGGUUGUUUGGUUUGGUUACAAGUUUACUUACAAGUGCAAAGACAAUCAUCACUUUGAAUGAAAAAUUAAUCGAAUUAAAGAAUAAUAAUAUAGAAAAACAAAAUGAAUUUGAAGAUGAAAAAAUUAUUCAAUCUUUGAAUAUUCAAAAACAUCAAGUCUUAAGAAAAAUCGUUUGGGAUCUAUUAGACUCAACGGUUGUAGUCAAUUCAUUAGAUUUAAUUAAAUUAAAUCAAAAUGGUUACGCUUCUUUAGCUGGUGUCAUCACUUCUUACUUUGGAAUAAAGGAAGCUUGGGAUAAAAUACCACCUUCAACAAAAUAA
Molecule: messenger RNA, 753 nt
Organism: Tetrapisispora phaffii CBS 4417
Lineage: Eukaryota; Fungi; Ascomycota; Saccharomycetes; Saccharomycetales; Saccharomycetaceae
Gene: PEX11
Product: Pex11p
Exons: 1
Coding region: 1-753 (250 amino acids)
Biological process (GO): regulation of peroxisome size; peroxisome fission
Cellular component (GO): peroxisomal membrane
Source: RefSeq, a predicted model, not a curated record